AUGGCUCCUGCGGGAGGUUCCAACGUUUGCAGCAGCGAGGUGUGCCCUGUUCGGGUUGUUGCCCGUUUUCGGCCUCCAGUCUCUGAAGAAGAGCAGGAGGAGAACCCAGCUUUCACCGUGGAUGCCGCGGGUGUAGUUGAGUCUGCUGACCACUUGCACUGUUUCCGGUUGGACAGCGCAUUCGGUCAGGAAACAAGCCAACAGCAAGUUUAUGAAGAUGUAGGUCGACGUGUGGUGCAAGAUGUGCUGUCCGGAUACAAUGGUACGAUCCUCGCCUAUGGACCUACAGGGUCUGGCAAGACCUUUUGCAUGUUCGGACCACCGCAGGGUCGAAGUCCCUGUGACCUGGAAGGCCUGGUGCCGAGGGCUGUGGAGCAGGUCCUAGAGCAUGUCCGGCAAAGUGGAGGCACCAAGCUGCAGUGCAGCUUUUUCGAGGUCUAUCUGGAUAGGGUGCGCGACUUCCUGAGUCCAAAGACCCCAAAUCCACAGUUGAAGGAGUUCCCCGGUGGCGUGGAAGGCCUGACCUACAAGGAGAUCUCCACAGCCGCUGAAGCGUUGCAGAUUUUGCGACUGGGGUUGAGGCUCAGAGUGGCCGCCAACACCAGCUUGAAUGAGCACUCAUCCCGUUCUCAUGCAAUCUUCUCCUUGCUUUUGCGACAACCGCAGAAAAGUGGAAUUCGAGUGUGCAAGUUGACUCUGGUUGAUCUUGCUGGAUCGGAGAAGGUCCGCAAAAGUGGUUCUGUCGGUGGCAUGCUGGAAGAAGCGAAGAAAAUAAACUCCUCCCUGAGCGCGCUCGGUCACGUCAUAGAAGCGCUUUCCGAGCGAAGACCGCAUGUGCCUUACAGAGACUCCCGUCUCACACGGCUUCUGGAAGAAUCUCUAGGUGGCAACUGCCGCACGACUCUCCUGGUGGCUUGUUCGUCGAGCAGCAUCCACGCUUCCGAGACUUUGUCUACAUUGCGAUUCGCGGUCCGCGCGAGAAAGGUGGAAAACAGCGUUGGCGUGAAUGUCAGCAAUCCCCACCAAUCGCAAUCUUCCGACAGGCAGCUUGAGAGACGAAUUGCUCAGCUUCGCCGAGAGCUCGCCAGAUUGGAAAGUCGCAGAUCUGCCUCGCGGUCCCUGUCGGCAGACAGGCGCGUGUCAUCAAGGUCAACCUUCGCAAAGUCGAUGUCCACGUCGUCGUUAAGUCCGGAACGCUCGCGCAGCAGCAGGACAUCACUGGCUGCUGGUGUUAUGAAAGACAACAAGGCCGCCAGCCAUGCUGGGCAGAGCCACUUGGAUGUUCCAGAGGCGCUGCCAAUUUGCAACAGCGUCACGUUGCUCGGCAGCUGCAGGAGCACCGCUGAUCCAGGAUCGGGUGUGUCGUCUACUUGCUCAGUGGCCGCUGUCUCGACAGGCUCCGCCGCCGGCACACCGCUUUCUCGAGAUCGUGACGCAACUACGAGAGAGGAAUCCCCAUGCCCGCCGACCACUCGUGGCAGCUACAGCUUUCUAAUUGAGGCCACUCCUUUGGCUGACAUGCCGGUCACACGCUGGAGCGCAAAUCAGUCGUCAGUGCAGAUCCUGUGUGGUGCCACAGACAUUUGUGAGGUGAAGCCCGUGGAGCCCGAAGGAGGUCGCCCGAUGGUAACAGAGCUGUCCGGCCGCUGUCGCGAGCUGGAAAGACAACUCGAAGCCGAGCGGCGGCAGCAUGCGCAUGAGCUUGAAAGUCUUCAGCGGCAGCACAUCGAGGGGCGACUUCCCUCGCUUUCGCCGGUGAGGACGGCCCCGGGGGCCUCACGCUUGGCAGCGCUGGCCAAGUCUUCUGCACCAUGCUCGAACGGCGAAAGCAUUGCCAGGACUCGAUCGUCAGAAGGGCUGAAGCUGUCGGCGAGGAAUGAUGAAGCUUGGCCAGCGAUGUUUCCGCCUCCACUGGUGGGUCCAAGUUGCUUUGCACCAGGCCAGGUGCUGGCCUGCUCGCAUUCAAGCAGAGCUCCAAGAGCUUCUCCGGUACUGAGCCAGUACCUCUGCAGCUCUCCGGGUGCACGGUUUCCUUCACCACAGGAGGGAUGCUUGCCGGAACGGCCAGGAUCAAGUCGCUUGCUGAUGGCUUCCGCAGCACGUGGAAAUUGGCACGUUGCAGGCCGCUAG
Molecule: messenger RNA, 2130 nt
Organism: Symbiodinium sp. CCMP2592
Lineage: Eukaryota; Dinophyceae; Suessiales; Symbiodiniaceae
Source: the annotation of a GenBank genome assembly